CCCCUUUGAGGAGCAACCGUCAGUCACGUCGGCGUGCGAAUGGGAAACAAAAACAGGCUCCCUUUAAUUGAAUUUAAUGUCGAGAGCGGUCGGCAGGAUUUUAGUUCGUCAGACGCCUGUGUUCGCGAUUGUGAGGAAGAACGAUGUUGGAGACGGACAGUACCGCUGUUCUAAAGGAAGGAACAGAAAAGGCUAAUUAGCCUGUUAGCCUCUGUGAGCCCCUAGGUGUGACAGUCUACUCCGACAGUCUACUGCUAGCUGCUUCUGAUUUCCUCCAGAUUAAGAUACAACCAUGGCAUGGGAAGUGUACUCAGUGUCCCUUGGAGUGGAUGGAAUGACCUGUCAUUCCUGUGUCCAGUCCAUAGAGCAGCGCAUUGGCUCUCUGCCAGGGGUGAUACAUAUAAAGGUGUCUUUAGAGCAGAAACUGGCCACAGUCACUUUUGACCACAAUCAACAAAGUCCUGACUCUCUGUCAGUGGCCAUUGAGGACAUGGGCUUUGAAUCUAGCCCCUCACAGUCCAUCAAAUCAACACAGGUCUCCACAGACACCCACCUGAUACCAACCUCAGGCCUAACACUUUCAGGUCAAAAGGAGGCUUUAGAGAUGCUCUCACAGGUGAAGGGAGUCCUGGAUGUCAGCAGGACCACGGGGGAGACGGCUCUGUCUGUCACCUUUGUCCCCUUCCUCACUUCAGCUCUGCAGUUGACGGAGUUGGUGACCAGCUUUAAAAAACUGACUGAGGUUCCCACACCCAACUGCCCUGAUCCAAAAGCCCCAAACCUGUACCGGUCUCAAGAGAACGGGGGAGGAAUGUCCAUCAUGAAAAUGAACAUCGAAGGAAUGACGUGCCACUCCUGCACCAACGCCAUCGAAGGGAAGAUCGGGAAACUGAAAGGGAUUGAAAGGAUCAAAGUUGUGUUAGAGUCUCAGGAAGCUACCAUCAUGUACCAGCCUUACCUCAUCACUGUCCAAACUAUUAUAGACCAGAUUGCUGGGGUCGGCUUCAAGGCUGUUGUCAAAUCCAAACCUCGCCCUUUCCAGUUUUCCUCUAAUGAAAUUGAAUGUUUCCUCGAUUCACAAAAGACGUCGGAGACUGCAGGGGAGACUGCAGAGGACAUUUUUGUAGACUUAACACUUGUCAUGCUCAGGGUCAAAGGCAUGCACUGCCAUUCCUGUGUGAUCAAUAUCCAGGACAACAUCUCCACACUGCCCGGGGUAUCGUCCGUGGAAGUGUCUCUGGAAAAGGAAAAAGCUUCAAUCUGCUACGACUCACUAAAAAUCACAGUGCCUCAGCUUCAGCGGGCGAUUGAAUCACUGCCUCCAGGAAACUUCAAGACUCUACCCUGGGACUCCACGGGUCCUUUAAGCCCCGUCUCCAUAUCACCCAUACCUGCCUUAUCAUCUGCAGAAAAAGCCAAAUCUACAUCUUCUGCUUUAAAGCCUUGUUUCACACAACCUCUGGCAUCUGUAGUUAAAAUCCACAUUGAAGGCAUGACCUGCCAGUCCUGUGUCCAGUCCAUCGAAGGCAUGAUAUCCCAAAGGAAGGGGGUGGUCUCUGCCCAUGUCUCUCUGGCUGAACAUCAGGGGACAUUUGAAUAUGACCCCCUUCUGACAACACCAGAGGAGCUGAGGGAGGCUGUGGAGGACAUGGGCUUUGAUGCUUUUUUACCUGCUUCCAAUUCACUGCUGCCUUUGCCAGAACCAAGUUUCUCCAAAGCUACACGUCAAACGCUGGUGAAAGACACGGAGAUUGACAGUGACUUGUACAAAGAUAAACUAGAGGGAAGCGACAAGGAGAAGAAAUCUAAAUGCUUUAUUCAGAUUGGUGGAAUGACCUGUGCGUCCUGCGUGGCCAACAUUGAACGAAACCUUAAGAAUGAGCACGGUAUUCACUCGGUGCUGGUGGCACUGAUGGCGAGUAAAGCUGAAGUGCGGUACAACCCUGAUGUCAUAGACCCUCUGAAGAUAGUGGAGUGUGUGAAAGAGCUGGGGUUCACUGCCUCUGUGAUGGAGAACUACGAAGGCUUGGACGGAAACCUAGAACUAGUGGUGAGGGGGAUGACGUGUGCCUCUUGUGUUCAUAAAAUUGAAUCCAGCCUCAUGAGAGAGAAGGGCAUUAUUUACGCCUCUGUGGCCUUGGCAACCAACAAGGCACAUGUGAAGUAUGACUCGGAAAUUAUCGGGCCAAGAGACAUCAUCAAGCUGAUUGAGAAUCUGGGCUUUGAAUCUUCCUUGGUGAGGAGGGACCGCACUGCCAGUCACCUGGACCACAGCAAAGAGAUACGACAGUGGAGGAAAUCCUUUCUGGUCAGCUUGAUAUUCUGCGUGCCCGUGAUGAGCAUGAUGAUUUACAUGAUGAUCAUGGACCAUCAGAUGAACGUUUCACACCAUCACAAUGCCACAGUGGAGGACCGUAACCAUUACCACUCUACCAUGUUCCUGGAGAGGCAGCUGCUCCCAGGCCUCUCCAUCAUGAACCUCAUCUCCUUCCUCUUCUGUGUCCCUGUGCAGUUUAUCGGAGGCCGUUACUUCUACGUUCAAGCCUACAAAGCGAUCAAACACAGAUCUGCCAACAUGGACGUCCUAAUAGUUCUGGCUACGUCCAUAGCCUUCAGCUACUCACUAAUUGUCCUCAUAGUGGCCAUGGUGGAGAAAGCCAAAGUCAACCCCAUCACCUUCUUCGACACACCGCCCAUGCUCUUUGUGUUCAUCGCUCUAGGACGCUGGCUGGAACAGAUCGCCAAGAGUAAAACGUCAGAAGCGUUGUCCAAGCUCAUGUCUCUACAGGCUACUGAGGCCACAGUGGUCACUCUGGGCAGUGACAUGUCUAUUAUCAGUGAGGAGCAGGUGGAUGUGGAGCUGGUGCAGAGAGGUGACACCGUCAAAGUCGUCCCCGGAGGGAAGUUUCCGGUGGAUGGGAGAGUCAUCGAGGGACAGUCGAUGGCUGAUGAGUCUCUAAUCACAGGUGAAGCCAUGCCAGUGACUAAGAAACCUGGGAGCAUUGUGAUCGCAGGCUCCAUUAACCAGAACGGCUCUCUGCUCAUCACUGCUACACAUGUGGGCAUGGACACCACCCUGUCUCAGAUCGUCAAACUAGUGGAGGAGGCGCAGACUUCGAAGGCUCCCAUCCAGCAGUAUGCUGAUAAGAUCAGUGGCUACUUUGUACCUUUCAUUGUUGGGAUAUCUGUCCUCACGCUGCUCGCCUGGAUCGUCAUUGGCUUCUUGGAUUUCUCACUAGUGGAGGAGUAUUUUCCUGGUUACGAUAAGAGCAUUUCCAGAGCGGAGGCAGUGAUCCGCUUCGCCUUCCAGGCCUCCAUAACUGUGUUAUGCAUCGCCUGCCCCUGUUCUCUUGGCUUGGCAACCCCGACAGCUGUCAUGGUGGGCACAGGAGUUGGAGCCCAAAAUGGCAUUCUGAUCAAGGGAGGGGAGCCACUUGAGAUGGCACAUAAGGUGCAGAUAGUUGUAUUCGACAAGACAGGAACCAUCACAUACGGAGCUCCAAAGGUCGUUCAGGUCAAGAUUGUUGUGGAAGGGAACAAGAUGCCCCGCUCCCGGCUGCUGGCCAUCGUGGGAACGGCGGAGAACAACAGCGAGCAUCCACUGGGAGCCGCGAUCACCAAGUACUGCCGCCAGGAGCUGGGCACAGAGUCUCUCGGCACAUGCACCAACUUCCAGGCUGUGCCAGGCUGUGGCGUCAGCUGUCAGGUCAGCAACACGGAGAUGCUGCUGAAACAGGCCGACAGUGACAGCGAGGACACCAACCAGCGGAACAGCGUUCUGGUCCAUAUGAGUGACACCAGAAUGACACCCGGCUCACAUCCACUUAUCAUGGACCCACAGCCACUGACACCAGUGCAGACGACCAACUACGCUGUACUGAUUGGAAACAGAGAGUGGAUGAGGAGGAACUGCCUGGACGUCAGUUCUGACAUCGAUGAGGCCAUGACUGAGCACGAGAGGAGGGGACGCACGGCUGUUCUAGUGGCUGUUGAUGACUUACUGUGUGCCAUGAUCGCCAUAGCGGACACUGUGAAACCAGAGGCUGAUCUCGCUGUUCACACCCUGAUCAACAUGGGUCUGGAGGUGGUGCUGAUGACCGGGGACAACAGCAAAACAGCACGAGCCAUCGCUGCUCAGGUGGGCAUCAGGACAGUGUUUGCUGAGGUUCUUCCCUCCCACAAAGUAGCCAAGGUGGAGCAGCUGCAGCAGGCGGGUAAGAUAGUGGCCAUGGUGGGAGACGGCGUGAAUGACUCUCCUGCUCUGGCCAUGGCUGACGUGGGCAUCGCCAUCGGGACCGGGACGGACGUGGCCAUAGAAGCUGCAGACGUGGUGUUGAUCAGGAACGACCUCUUGGACGUGGUGGGGAGCAUUGACCUCUCAAAGAAAACAGUCCAAAGGAUCAGGAUCAACUUUGUGUUCGCUCUCAUCUACAAUCUUGUUGGCAUUCCUAUUGCUGCUGGUGUGUUCAUGCCCAUUGGUCUGGUCUUACAGCCAUGGAUGGGUUCUGCUGCCAUGGCACUGUCCUCCGUCUCUGUGGUUUUGUCCUCUCUUCUGCUCAAAUGUUACACUAAGCCCAGUGCAGAGAAGUUGGCGGCCCGGCUGGGCAACGUCCGGCAUCAGGGCAGCCUCUCCGACGUCAGCAUCCACAUCGGCAUGGGAGACAUUCGCCGUCCGUCCCCCAAACUAAGCCUGCUGGACCGCAUCAUCACCUACAGCCGCGCCUCCAUCAACUCCCUGCGCUCGGACAAACACUCACUCAACAGUUUGGAUCAGAGCGAGCCGGACAAACACUCUCUGCUGGUGGGGGGGGCUCAGCAGGAGGAGGAGGAGGAGUUCUGCUGAAACACUCACAGGCUCACAGAGGAACUUGUUUUAUUCCAGACGGUGUUGCUCUAAUCGACCGUCCAUCUGCUGGAGGUGCCUCAGGGCAGCACAGCCGAGGUGAAGAGAGAUUCUUCUGUUUCAGCUCCAGCAGAAGAUCGCAGUAGCAGAACUUAUUUUUUUGAAGUUGUUGCCUUCCACCUGUGUUCUCUGUCCAACGUUUAACACUAUGGUCUCCUGACAUUUUGUGUGCUCAACAUGGAGCACUGCAUCCAGGGAGCAGAGUGUCAGCUCAUCUGCCUGUACAAUCUUGCCAUCAAUCCAAAGACUAUUGAACAGCAGUGUCCAUGUUCAGUAGUUGUGGAUGCUAUGAAAUUAUAUUUUCACUGAUUUUCCUUUUUAAAACAAAAAAGGAAAAUGGAAGUAACACUGUUGUAUUAUACUAUUCCAGAUUAUUUAUAUUACACAUAUUUAUCUUAUUUUUUCCAUCAUGUGUGGACUAUGAAGUUGUUAAAUCAAAGUUUCAUUUUUAAUUUUCAGUCAAUCGUUUGAACAUGGAAAAUGAUUGAUGAAGUGUAGAUAGCUAAGUGAACACUAAGGCUUUGUGCUAAACCUUACUGUUGAGGUGGGAAUGAAGUAUAUUUGUCAGUCGAGCCAAAGUGCCAAUAGAAAGAGCCGCCUUGGCGAAGACAUUCCAAAGACCGCACUGACUGUGUGGGUGUAAAUUUAUAUAUGACCUGAGAGGAAGUCACCACGGAGAGAAAGACACAAACUAAGUGUCAGAGAGGAAACUGCAACGGUGAUGGAUAUAUAGUCAGGUCUGCUCCACAUCUUUGGUUAACUAUGAAGCUGUCUGUCAGUGACUGUGAACAGAGGUCAGUGUCUGACUGUUUGUGCUGUAUCGUUGGUCAGUUUGUUAUUGAAUAACAACGUUGAAGAACUUGCGUUACUUUUUCUAAGGUUUUUACUGUCUUUUGUACUUUGUUUUGUACCUGAGUUAUAACCAAACAGCGGUUGUCACUCAGUCACACACAGGAGCAGGAUCAGAAGGAUUAAUUAUGAUCCUGCAGUUUCACCAAAAUUGUUGCUGAGAAACGGACGUCUAAUUAGGUGCUUUAAAAAAUAAAUACAGAAACUGUGACCAUCAGUUGCAGACAAUGACAACUUGAAUGCUUCUGCUCCAGGAAAUCUUUCUUUGUUUUAUCUUGAGGUUUCUGUUUGGUAGCCUUUCCCAUAAUGCACUACAUUCUACAGUUUUCGCAACUUCUGUUUAUUUUGGUGCUGUGUCUCUGUCACGAAGAUUAUUUUGUCUGGGAGAUACUGAUUCACACUAUCUGUAUCUCUGAACAGUACGUGCCUUUAAAUAAAAUGCCUUUGUCACGUC
Messenger RNA from Cynoglossus semilaevis (tongue sole), 6206 nucleotides. RefSeq names its product ATPase copper transporting alpha (gene atp7a). The coding region runs from base 293 to 4843 and encodes 1516 amino acids. NCBI's taxonomy places the organism in Eukaryota, Metazoa, Chordata, Actinopteri, Pleuronectiformes, Cynoglossidae. The record is from RefSeq and is a predicted model, not a curated record. The transcript has 23 exons. Gene Ontology annotation, molecular function: ATP binding; copper ion binding; ATP hydrolysis activity. Gene Ontology annotation, biological process: monoatomic cation transport. Gene Ontology annotation, cellular component: membrane.